This is a messenger RNA of Rana temporaria (common frog), 1300 nucleotides long. Its product is annotated as disintegrin and metalloproteinase domain-containing protein 28-like. Gene Ontology annotation, molecular function: endopeptidase activity; metallopeptidase activity. The record is from RefSeq and is a predicted model, not a curated record. Gene Ontology annotation, cellular component: plasma membrane. The coding region runs from base 269 to 847 and encodes 192 amino acids. NCBI's taxonomy places the organism in Eukaryota, Metazoa, Chordata, Amphibia, Anura, Ranidae. The transcript has 7 exons.
AGACAUGGAUGAGUGAGUUUGGGGCGAGUUAUUAUUUUAUACCUCUGAUUGCUGCAAAUUCUACAUUGUGUGGAUGGGACUGAUAUUGAGAGCUACUUCUCAUAUUGUUGUUUUAUCCCAUGUAUACUAAGCACAUUGGACACUUUAUUAUUCUUGUUAGGAAUGCACCAAUCCUUGCUGUGAUGCCUCCACAUGUCAAUUCACAACAGGAGCUGUAUGUGCAGAUGGGGAAUGCUGCGAGAAAUGUCAGUUUAAGAAAGCGGGAAGCAUGUGCCAACAUAGCUUUCAUGAGUGUGACCUUCCAGACACAUGUGAUGGGAAAUCCAAUCGCUGCCUCGAUUUGUUCAAAAAAGAUGGCACCUCUUGUAUGGAUGGCCAAGGGUAUUGUCUGCAUGGAAAGUGUCCAACAAUGAAAAAACAGUGCAUUGAUCUGUGGGGUUCAGAUGUUCUUGUAGGUGCUGAUUACUGCUUUCGCUACAACUUAAAUGGCGAGUUCUUUGGAUACUGUACUAAGUCAGGGGACAUAUAUCUAAAAUGUUCUACUCCGGAUAUAAAAUGUGGUGUUCUAUACUGCUCUGGUGGAAACAAAGGUCCUAGUGUCAAUGCCGCCGCAACUGAAUUUUUUUCUUGCAAGGUUGUCCUGCACCCAUCUGGAAUGGUACAGAAUGGAACAAUGUGUGGAGAGGAGAAGGUCUGCUACAAGGGAGCAUGCACAAGCAAAGAAGCUGUAUAUGAGUCCCUGGCCUGUAAUGCUGAGUGCCUUGGUCAAGUGACAUGUAACCAGGCGGGAGAGUGUUAUUGUAAAGAAGAGCAACCCAAUCCCAAAUGUGCCAUCUCUGGUGUCUAGAAAAGUAAAAAAAAAAGUGAUGCCCAAUGAACUGGCGACAACUCCAUUGAGCUUUACAGAUGUGCUGGAAACUAGAAGAAAAGAAUGAAAAUCUCAUGAAACAAACACAGAAUAUUUCCUUUUCCCUUGCAUCCCCCCACUUCUCUCUAUACUAGCUUAUUUGAUGUAUUUUCUAUCUCCUGAUGACUAUUAUACUAUAAGCAGUCUUUUCUUUGUACAUCGGCGGUAAACACUGAAUACUGUUAAAUUGUACUGCAUAGAAAUAAUCAGUUGGCAUCUACAGACUGAAUGUAUUAGAGGUAUGAGAAAUUCUGACUGCACCCCUCACUUCCUCUAUAUGUAUCUGAUUGUUACUAUUUGCCUGUACUCUUCCUUCAAUCAUCAGCUGUAUUCUACCGUAUGUUGUGCAUUACUAUGCUUAUUACCUUCAAUAAAAAUGAUUGCAACACAAAA